Molecule: messenger RNA, 1308 nt
Organism: Raphanus sativus (radish)
Lineage: Eukaryota; Viridiplantae; Streptophyta; Magnoliopsida; Brassicales; Brassicaceae
Product: putative F-box/kelch-repeat protein At1g13200
Exons: 1
Coding region: 1-1308 (435 amino acids)
Molecular function (GO): protein binding
Source: RefSeq, a predicted model, not a curated record
AUGGAGGCAACAGAGAAUCGAGUGGUGAUUGCAUCAUCAUCACAAAUAAAGAGAAGAAAAAUAAGAAGAAUAAUAAGAAAAAGAAGAAGAAGAAACGAGAAGCCUGUGAUUGCUCCACCAUCAUUACCAACCGACGUGAUAGAGGAAAUAUUCUUGCGACUUCCAGUGAAAGUCCUAAUCCGACUCAGGUCGCUCUCAAAACAAUGGAGAGGGACACUGGAGUCCCUCUCUUUCGCAGAGAGACACUUGAAGAUCGCCAAGCAAUCCCACGUGAAAGUCAUGGUCAUCGGCGAAGAAGAUCACCUAAAGGGGACUCGAGGGUAUAUUCCUCACCCAGAUACAAACGUUGGUUUUAGAACAUUCUGCCCGGAAUCAGGUUCUCUUCUAUCCUUUACUCUUAUCAAUUUCCCUCAAGGAUUCGGUGACUGGAUGUACAUCUCUGGAAACUGCAAUGGCCUUUUCUGCAUCCAUUCCCCAAAAUAUCAAUCCAUAUAUGUAGUUAAUCCAGCUACACGGUGGCUCCGAAAACUUUCUCCAGCUAGGUUUCAGAUUCUGAUGCACAAAUUCAACACGACUAUAGAAGAUUGGAUGAAAAUAAUUAAUUCACUCUUUCAUCUAGCAUUCGUGAAGACUGCUGCUGAUUACAAAUUAGUGUGGUUGUAUAAUUCUGAUAAGUACAAUGUUGAUGCUUCAUGUCCUAACAAGGGAGUUACCAAGUGUGAGAUUUUUGACUUUAAGGCAAACACUUGGAGAUACUUGGCUUGCACUCCAAGUUAUCGUAUAUUUCCUACUCAAAAGCCAGCCUAUGCAAAUGGGUCGGUGUAUUGGCUCACGGAACCACAUGAGGGCAGAACCGAAGUGGUGGAUUUUGAUAUCCACACGGAAACAUUCAGGUUGCUGCCGAAGAUCAUUCCGGCCAUUGCUGGUUCAGAUCCUCGCCAUAUUGACAUGUGUGAUCUGGAUAAUCAUUUAUGUAUGUCCAAAAGGGAGCAUGUUACCAAGAUCCAAGAGAUUUGGAGGUUGAAACCAUCAGAAGACACUUGGGAGAAGAUUUUUUCCAUAGAUCUCCUUUCUUGUCCUUCUCCUCGGACUGAGAUCCGAGAUCGGUUUGAAUGGAGCCACAAGGAUUUGGUUGAGCCAUCCUCACCAGUGGCAGUAUGCAAGAACAAGAAAAUAUUGCUCUCACAUAGCCGUUCCCGCGGUCUGGUAAAAUAUGACCUCCUAACAAAGUCUCUAGAUUUCUUUUACCGGGAUCAUUUGGCUCGGAGAAAAGUUACUUAUUUUCAAAGUUUGAUAUCUCAUAUCUAA